This is a messenger RNA of Ustilaginoidea virens, 1509 nucleotides long. RefSeq lists its product as uncharacterized. The transcript is spliced from 5 exons. NCBI's taxonomy places the organism in Eukaryota, Fungi, Ascomycota, Sordariomycetes, Hypocreales, Clavicipitaceae. Gene Ontology annotation, biological process: cell wall mannoprotein biosynthetic process; protein N-linked glycosylation. The record is from RefSeq and is a predicted model, not a curated record. Gene Ontology annotation, molecular function: alpha-1,2-mannosyltransferase activity. Gene Ontology annotation, cellular component: membrane; Golgi apparatus. Bases 1 to 1509 code for a protein of 502 amino acids.
AUGGAUCUGAUCCGGAGAGCAAAGGGAAUGGUCCCCUCCACGUCAAAACUACGGCUUCCAGCUCACGACGCGAAAGCGGGGGUCACAAAGCGAAAUAGCCUGAUAUCGCGGUUGGCCUUUUUUCGCAGGCCAUUGCGGUUACGAGGCAACUCUACCGUGUCCGUGCCGCUGGGGGUCGUUCUUGUCUUCCCUUUACUCGUCGUCAUCCUUAUCCUGGUUUUGUUUGUUCAACACCCCAGCUCUUCUGGCAGGGUAUCAGUGCCUGCUGGUGCGCCUCCCGCCAUCAGGAAAAUCAGCGAGAAGCAUGACAAAGUAUUCGUAACUGGCUGCUUAGAACCCGAUACCAGUAAACCCCGUGCCAACGCUACCUUGGUGGUCCUGGCGAGAAACAAGGAAUUGGAGGGUGUCAUACAGUCUAUCAAGUCUGUAGAACGCCAUUUCAACAGAUGGUACCACUAUCCUUAUGUCUUCUUAAACGACGCCGAAUUCGACGACAACUUCAAGGACACCGUUCGCAACCAUACAUCUGGUAAAGUCGAGUUUGGCCGAGUUGGUCCCGACAUGUGGGGGUUUCCCGACUGGGUUGACCACAAGGUUGCCAAGGAAGGCAUUGCCAAGCAAGGUGAUGCUGCCGUCAUGUACGGGGGGCUGGAAAGCUAUCAUUUCAUGUGUAGAUUUUACUCGGGUUUCUUCUACAAUCACCCACUUCUGCUCAAGUACGAGUGGUACUGGCGAGUUGAGCCCGAGAUUACUUACUUUUGCGACAUCACAUACGAUCCAUUCCUAAAGAUGAUCGAGCACAACAAGACAUAUGGUUUCACAAUUGCUGUCAAGGAGCUCCGGGAGACGGUGCCCAACAUCUUCCGCUACGCUUCGGCCUAUAAAAGACUUAAUAACCUCACCUCUCAGGGUCUGUGGGAAAUGUUUGUGGAGCCCAAAGACGCGGCCGUGGAGAAGAACAAGGACCAGCUUCCGGACGAAGUUUUGCAAAAUGAUCCAGCCAACAACGCCCCUCCCAAGAUUGAUCCUGAAGAAAUGGAGGGCGAAAAGUACAACAUGUGUCACUUUUGGUCGAAUUUUGAAAUCGCAAAACUCAGCUGGUUCCGGAGCAAGGAGUACAACGACUUUUUCGAAAUGAUGGACCGCAGCGGCGGGUUCUGGAUGGAACGAUGGGGAGACGCUCCCAUCCAUUCCCUCGCUGCUGGAGCCCUCCUGGGGGUGAAGGACAUCCAUUACUUCCGUGAUGUCGGCUACCGGCACACCACCAUUCAGCAUUGUCCCGGUAAUGCGCCGUCUCGGCAGCUACCCCGUACGCCUUACCUGGAGAUGACGACGCUAGACGAGAAAAAGCGAAUAGAAGAGGACAAGUACUGGGAGAACUGGGACGAGGUGAAGGAGAACGGCGUCGGAUGUCGAUGUCGCUGCGAUACCGAUAUUGUUGACGUCGAAGGGAAGGAAGGUUCCUGCCUGCCUGAGUGGGUAGAUGUUGCCGGCGGAUGGGCCCCUUAA